UUGUUGUUGUAGGCGGAACCGUCGUCGGGAGGAACCUUUGAGUCGCCUUCCAGUUUUCCACACGGACGUUUUGUUGCGCGCAUCCGUUUCCUCCCGAGAAGCCGCCUGGCUCGUCUGCUCCCGGUUGUUCGCCUUCUUGUCGUCUUUUUUGUAACUUUCCGUUUGUUCAGGUUGGUCCUUCGGUUUGUUGGCGUCGAUGGAGGCGGGAGGCGGAAGUUGUUUAUUUAGCGGUUUCCGGCUUUUGGGACUUUACUGCAACCACGUGCCACAUGUGCUCCGAUACCAUCGCAAACAUCGAGAGUUCUACUUGGUGACGUCAGUGGGGAAAUGUUUGCACACGUACAACGUCAACCGCUUGGGCAUCGUCGCAGUCAGCAACAGCCUGCCGGAGGACAUCACGUGCUUGGCGGCCGACAGGAUGCUGGUGUUCGCCGCCGCCGGCUCGCUCGUCUACGCCUUUGCCAGGAACAAAGAGGUGGUGAUGUGUUACCGCGGACACAAACGCGAAGUGCGCUCGCUGCUCUCCUUCGGCGACCAACUGAUCUCGGCCGACGGCGGCGGGCUCGUCGUCGUGUGGGACGUCCGAGGCGGCGACGCGUACCUACAACUGAACUUUGACCCCGCGACCUUUGACGUGUCCGCCAUGAUGCACCCCAGCACGUACCUGAAUAAAGUCCUGCUGGGGAGUUCCCAGGGUGCAUUGCAGCUGUGGAACCUCAAGACCAGUAAGUUGCUGUACACGUUCGCGGGCUGGUCGGCCGGCGUCACCGCGCUGCAGCAGAGCCCGGCGGUGGACGUGGUGGGCGUCGGCACGGCGACGGGCCGCAUCAUCAUCCACAACAUCCGAUUGGACGAGACGCUGAUGAGCUUCACGCAGGACUGGGGACCAAUCACGUCGCUGGCUUUCCGGACAGACGGGGCCCCGACGCUGGCGGCGGGCAGCCCCCAGGGUCACGUGACCUUGUGGGACCUGGAGCGGCGGGAGCCGGCGGCUCAGCUGAGACACGCCCACCGGACGGCGGUCAGCGCCAGCUUCGUGCACGGCGAGCCGCUCCUCGUCACCAACGGCGCCGACAACGCCAUCAAGGUUUGGAUCCUAGACCAGGAAGGGGGCGGAGCUAGGUUGCUGAGAAAUCGUCAGGGUCACAGCGCCCCGCCCACGACCGUCCGUCACUACGACAACGAGGGGAAAAACAUCCUGAGCGCGGGUCAGGACGGCACAUUGCAGUCUUUCUCCAGCGUGCACGAACGACUCAACAAGAACCUGGGACACGGCUCCGUCAAUAAAAAGAAAGAGCAGAAGAAGAAGAAGAAGAAGAUGGGGCAGUCCUACGAGGAGCUCCGCCUACCAGCAAUCACCGCAUUGGCCUCCGCGACGGCCCGCCGAGCCGACUGGGACGGUAUCGUGGCGUGUCACCGCGGUCGCCUGGCGACCACCACCUGGAACUACCGGCGCUGCACCAUGGGAGCGCACCACCUGCGACCGCCGAGGGGCGACGAUGCUGUCGCCACGGCCGUCGACAUCACUUCCUGCGGAAACUUUGCGCUGGUGGGCUCUUCGUGCGGACGCGUCGACGUUUACAACCUGCAGUCCGGACUUCAUCGCGGUUGCUAUGGAGACGAGGAGAAAGCCCACAGCGGCGCCGUGCGAGGCGUGGCCGCGGACGCGCUCAAUCAGCUGACCCUCACCGCCGCGUCUGAUCAGCUCCUCAAGUUCUGGCGCUUCAAGAGCCGCCAAGAGGAAGACCGGAUCGAGCUGAAUGCGGCCCCGUCUAGCAUGGAGCUACACAGAGACAGCGGCAUGCUAGCGGUCGCUCUGGACACCUUCACGCUGCUGAUCGUCGACAUUGCGACGAGGCGAGUCGUCCGCAAGUUUGCGGGUCACGGGGCCAAAACCAACGACAUGACUUUCAGUCCAGACGGUCGCUGGUUGAUCACCGGCGGGAUGGACUGCGCCAUUCGCACGUGGGACCUCCCCUCGGGGAGCCUGGUGGACUGCUUCCUGGUUUCCAUGGUGCCAGUUAGCGUAUCCAUGUCCCCGACCGGCGACUACCUGGCGACGGCGCACGUGGACAGUCUCGGCAUUUACUUGUGGACCAAUAAGAGCCUGUGCGGGCCCGUGGGGCUCCGCCCUCUCCCGGCCGACCACCGGCCGGAGGAAGAGGCCUCCGAGGCCGAGCGCCGGACCGCGCCGGAGGAGCCCGAGCGGGCGUACGUCUCGGCGGAGCAGCUGGGGGCGGAGCUGGUGACGCUGUCGCGGCUCUCCGAGUCGCGCUGGAAACAUCUGCUGUGCCUCGACGCCGUCAAGAGGAGGAACAAAGCGGCCACGCCGCCAGUGGCCGGACCGCCGGCGCCCUUCUUCCUGCCCACCGUGCCGGGCCUGACGCCGCGUUUCUCGGAGCCGCCUCAGGAAUCGCAGGAGUCAAAGGUGUUGAGCUGCAGUCUGCCGUCUCAGAGGUCAAAGUUCGCCGGUGCUCUGGAGGCGUCUCUCGUCACGGGGUCGUUCGCCGUCCCCGCGGACCUGUUGAAGACUUUCGGCCCGUCCGCCGUCUCCGUCGAGCUCGCCGGUCUGUCGGCCGAGGGGGGCGGAGCCGACGGCCUCCUGCGGGCCUUCGUCGGCAUGAUCGACAGCAUGUUGGCCGGCGGGCGGGACUUCGAUCUGGCUCACGCUUACCUGUCGCUCUUCCUCAAGCUUCACCUGCGCUCGCUGGCGCGGGACGCCGUCGCCGUGGAAGCGUUGCUCCGCCUCUCUUCGCGACUCGAGGCCGGGUGGGCGGAGCUGCGGGCCUCUUUCGCCCAAUCGCUUUGUUUGUUGGCGUACGCCAAAAGUGCGCUUUUGUGAGUGCGCGCCCGUGCCGCCUUUCGACGAUGUCAAACUUUUACUUUGUUUACAAUAAAAACAAACCCAAAAAAAAAAAAAAUGUCAUAAAUUCCUGAAAACACCAGAAAAAAAAUUUCAUCAGCAAUAUUGUCAUAAAAUAAAAUGUUUAAUGUGUUGACAUGACGAGCAGCCAAUCGGGGGCCUCCGGAUGAGCGGGGAAAAAAGAAAACAGAAGCAACAGUUUUUUUUUGUUUUUU
Syngnathoides biaculeatus (alligator pipefish) is the source of this 3078-nucleotide messenger RNA. RefSeq names its product WD repeat domain 36 (gene wdr36). The record is from RefSeq and is a predicted model, not a curated record. The coding region runs from base 197 to 2842 and encodes 881 amino acids. Gene Ontology annotation, biological process: rRNA processing. Gene Ontology annotation, cellular component: small-subunit processome; Pwp2p-containing subcomplex of 90S preribosome. Gene Ontology annotation, molecular function: protein binding. NCBI's taxonomy places the organism in Eukaryota, Metazoa, Chordata, Actinopteri, Syngnathiformes, Syngnathidae. The transcript has 22 exons.